Messenger RNA from Nerophis lumbriciformis (worm pipefish), 795 nucleotides. NCBI's taxonomy places the organism in Eukaryota, Metazoa, Chordata, Actinopteri, Syngnathiformes, Syngnathidae. The record is from RefSeq and is a predicted model, not a curated record.
GCCAGGAUGGACUCGAAGCGAGAUACUAAAGAGCAAGAGGGAGAGGUCGAGAAGAUUACCGCUGUGCUGCUCAAGUCUCACUCGGGGGAGUUUGAUUUGGAGUCCAUACUGUUUCUCAAAUUCAGGGGUCUCGGUAUACACGAUCUUGGCUGUAUAGGAGAGUGUAUGAAUUUAGAGAGACUGGACCUCUCUGGAAAUAAUAUUGUCAAUUUAGCUCCGUUGUCAUCACUUCGACUGCUUUCUGUUCUCAAUUUGUCUUCUAACAGGAUUUCUAAUUUAGAGCCCCUGUACAGUUGUGACAAUCUACAGAAUUUAAACCUUGCUGGUAAUAUUAUCUCCAGUAUCGAUAACCUUAUCUGCCUUCAGUCUUUGAGAAAACUAGAAAGUAUUCGUCUUAACGACAACACAUACAAUUAUUCAAAUCCAGUCUGCAGAAACGUGUCAUAUAGAACUGUCGUUCUUGAGAUGUUCCCUAACGUCAAAGUGCUAGAUGGCGAGAGAGUUGUUGGACGUGGGAGCGACUUAUACCAACUAUGCAAAGACAUUGAUGACACCAUUAAAGCCGGUCUUUACAAAAAUGGACAACUUGUUGAACAUCAGGAUUGCAAGCCAUGGGUGGAGGAUACUUACUGGGAAAUCAAACGAUCCAACAACGCCAUCGUUGAAGAAGCCUACAAGCAGUUUAAUGAUAUUCUUCAUGAAUGCAGACUCCUAAACAACAGAGCAACUCAUGCAAUUUCCCAGACUGAAAGAUCAAUGAGCUUGAAGAAGCAGCCAAAGCAGUAUGCCAUCUGA